CCCCUGUUUGUCUGGCGCAAGAAAUGGGUGCAGCAGACAGAGCCCUCAUACACACACACCAGCGACCAUGAUCGUGCGGGAGAGCCCCAAGGCCAGGGGCGCGUCCUCCAAUUCCCCGCAUGCAGAUCCUCACUGACAGCUGCAGUCACGAACAAUCCUCCCAACUGGCCGCCCAAGUCCCCCUACGAAGCGCUGCUCAGUUCACCGUCCGGCCGUCGCAGAACGCACGAAAAGCUGAACCUGAGAGCCGCGCCAUACCGUCACGCCCGGGUACCGCAGCAGGACUGCGCAGAACCGAGCUGCCACGACCAGAUGCAGAUGUACAGGUGUCUGUCUCGCCCAUACGAGCCCGGCGCAACGUAGAGGAACCACGAAGCCCUGCACGAGUCCUACUCGGGAUCGACAAGGGUCUCAAGGCGUCUGAAGUCAGCCUCAAGCGUCCUGGCCAGGUUCGAGCAACGACUGGUCUUGCGCGCGCCAACACGACCAGUGCAGCAGGGACGCCCAAGAUCAAAUCGUUCAGUGAGCGCAUUGCGGAAAGCAGGAGCAAAGAGAAACAGCGCGAGGAAAAUGAACACAAGCAUGAGGAGAGAAGAACGAGAGGGUUCGGUCUGAGCAACAUCGCAGGUCUCAAAAGAGAACGGCCGACAUCAUCACGAGGCUCUUCGUUCACUUCAGCUACUUCGGAAACCCGGAGCUCUUUCACAGAUAUGCCACAGAUCCGUAGUUCGUUCGCGGACAUGCCACCACCAGGGUCUAAGACACACAGCAGGGUGCACAGCCGGCUGCUAAGUUCACAAGAAAAUCCACCCACGCCACGCCGAGGUUCAGUCCCUGAUGCACUACCGCCAUCAUCUGCAUCCAGACCGUCGUCAAGAGGCUUCCAAGCAGCAGCAACUACCUCCAGCUUUUCCAAGUACGAAGAAAUUGUGCAGCGCAAUGACAGCUUUGAUGCUCCCAGCUUCGAGUCGUUAUCUGGAUUGCAUCUGAAGUCGCGCGAAAUGCAGCACAGCACCGUUACCCGCACACUGGAAGGCAAGACCGUGUUCACAAUACCGCAGCUACUGAAGACCGUCAAAGCACCAGACUACGACCCGCCAGACUGGGAGAACGACUACGUUGUAAUGGGCGUGAUCUGCUCGAAGUCUUCACCGCGCGACACUCAGAACUCCGCUCGAGACAAUUCCAGGGGCAAUCAAGAACGUAAAGAGCAUGGCAAGUUUAUGGUCAUACGGCUGACGGACAUGAAAUGGGAGCUCGACCUGUUUCUGUUUGACAGCGGCUAUGAACACUUCUGGAAGCUGCCUAUUGGCACGCUGGUCGCCAUCCUUAACCCAGAUAUCAUGCCACCGAAGGAUCGUAACAGUGGGAAAUUCUCCCUGAAGCUUACAAAUUCCGACGAUACCGUACUCGAGAUUGGCGUUGCAAGGGACCUAGAUUUCUGCCACGCAAAGAAAAAGGACGGCAAGGAAUGCGGGCAGUGGGUCGAUGGACGGAAGACCGAGUUCUGCGAGUUUCAUCUGUCAUUGCAAGUCGAGAAAAGCAAGAGAGGCCGCAUGGAAAUCAACGGUAUGGUUGGCUCAGGUGGUGGUGGUGGUGGCGGCGUCAUGUUUGGCCGAAGAGGUCCGAAUGGCUUCAAGGGCGAUGCGCUCCGCAAAGAAGGCAAAUACCACGACAGCUACCUGCAUGAGACCAUGUUUAUCGCACCGAGACCUGGAGGUACUGCGCGUAUGCUCGACCGAGACGAACAAGGCUUUGAGCGCGGUGGUAGUCGAGAAGAGCGCCAUCGCAGACAGCUUGCUGCAAAAGAGAAGGAGCGAGAUCUCGCUAAGAAAUUGGGCGAAAUGGGAGAAGGUACCACAGGCGGCGACUAUCUGAAGCGCAGGACCGAUCCCUCUGCAACUCUGUCAACCACAACGUCUCAAGAGCUAGCGAACGCACGGCAAGAAAAGGCUACAGAGAGCGACUUUCGUGGACUUCUCAACCGAAAGGCAGCAGAUGUCUCCUUGAAUCGAAAAGCAAGCGGCUCUCUCAUACCGUCGAAGCGGAAACACUCGAAUGCAAGCAAGGCGACUGCUGCCAGCGCCAGCGAACCCGCUCGCCCUCUCUCGCCAAGUAAAAGCCGCCCCGACUCUGCUAUGCGUGGAACACGGGCGGGCAGCCCGGCGAAGAAGAAAGCACGUCUGUUGCUACCCGAGAAAGGCAUACGCGAGCCUGGCCGUGAGAGUCUUGGAGGCCUUGAUAUUGGACUCAUUGCAGCCAUGGACGACGACGAUGAUGACGAUUUGGAAGUUACGUACUUCACGAUGGCUUCGACAUCCUCAGUCUCGGACGCACCGAUCCAUGCACUCAUCAACUACGAAGACCGCUACGUCCAACCCCUCAUCCUGUCCGCACUCGAAAAGCGCCUUCCCACAACCUCAUACAAGCUCGUCCAAUCCCUCCAGGACUCCCCUUCCCCAUCAACACCAUGUCUUCAAUUUGUGCAAUACGAGUCCAUCGACUGGGACCACUUAAUGUCAAACUCGUCCACCUCUCUGGCCAACGCAUACAUCAUCCGUAAAGCACUGAUCCGGAAACACUACCUCAGCACCACCAUCGCAAACUGGAUCACAAAAUACCCUGACAGUGUGCUCAAGCGGGGUGCGAAGCCGAGCGUCGAGUUUGAAGUCGAUUAUGCGGAGUUCUUGGAUGAUGCGCUAGUUGAGGCGUGGGAGCUGAAGGAGAGUUGGGCGCGCAAUGAGCAGUAUGGGGAGGAUGAGAAGGAGAAGAGGGAGUGGUGGAUUUUAAAGCCGGGAAUGAGUGAUCGUGGGCAGGGUAUCAGAUUGUUCUCGUCGGAAGAGGAGUUGACGGCGAUCUUCGAGGAGUGGGAUCCUGACAGUGAUGAGGACGAGGAAGAUGCGAGGAGUGAUGCAGAGAGAGAUGAGGAGAAAGAUGGGGACAAUGGCAUCAUUACAAGUCAGCUGAGACAUUUCGUCGCGCAGCCGUACAUCCACCCACCGCUCCUCCUUGCUCCGCCAAGCGAACCGACACAGCUGAGGAAGUUCCACAUCAGGACCUACGUCCUUGCAACCGGCGCACUGCAAGUCUUUGUCUACAAGCCCAUGCUCGCCCUCUUCGCAGCACGCCCAUACUCACCGCCAUGGUCAUCCGACUUCGAGUCCGAAGAAGAGCGGGAAGACUCCAUGCGCGCACACCUCACAAACACCUGUCUCCAAUCCACAGGCGACCGCGAAGGCUCAGUCGGCCUCUUCUGGAGUCUACCCGACUCCAUCACCUCCCAGCCCGACACCAAGACCAACGCACCACAAGACUGGAAAUCGCAAAUCUUCGCCCAGAUCAAGGAUAUUACAGGCGCAACCUUUGAGGCUGCAGCGAGGGGCAUGAGUAUACAUUUCCAGCCGCUGCCCAAUGCAUUUGAGAUCUUUGGGCUGGAUUUCAUGGUGGGGAUUGAGGAGGAUGGGAGUCUGAAUACGUAUUUGCUGGAGGUUAAUGCGUUUCCGGAUUUCAGGCAGACGGGCGAUGAGUUGAGUGGGAUGAUUGAGGGGUUGUUUGAGGGGGUUGUUGAUGAGGCUGUCCUGCCGUUCUUCGGGGUGGAGAAAGAGGGCAAAGAGGAUGGAAAGAUGGUUAAGGUGUUGGAUAUCGAUCUCGGGAGGCGUUAGUACGUUGAAUCAAGAGUUGG
This is a messenger RNA of Macroventuria anomochaeta, 3682 nucleotides long. RefSeq names its product TTL-domain-containing protein. The transcript is spliced from 4 exons. The record is from RefSeq and is a predicted model, not a curated record. The coding region runs from base 120 to 3662 and encodes 1180 amino acids. NCBI's taxonomy places the organism in Eukaryota, Fungi, Ascomycota, Dothideomycetes, Pleosporales, Didymellaceae. Gene Ontology annotation, cellular component: nucleus; P-body. Gene Ontology annotation, biological process: protein modification process; DNA replication.